AUGAACAAAGUGAUAGAAACCUGCUUUCAGGUGGAUGUUGCUCUCUUCGCCAUCCUUUUCUGUUGGGCGCUGCGUCAAGCCUUUGUUAUCUACACCUCCAAGAACCACAAACAGAUUGCCGAGCACCAUUUGCGUUUGCUUCAUAUAUCUCAUUCAGCCUCAGAAUGGUUUCUUGCCGUGGUGGUCCUCUUAGUGCUUGCCUGCUUGCUGGGUAAGGCUCUGCGGCCAAGCUUGCAUGUGAGUCGCCAAGACUUGUCAGGCAAGACUGCACUCGUCAUCGAAGGAUGUCAGGGCAACGCGUUCCUACACGCUCAAGCGCUGGCAUCUUGGAAGGCUGAAGUUGUGAUAACUUGCCAUGACAAGUCGAAAGGGGAUGAGGCCGUGGCAGCAUUGCGGAAGGCAACUAACAGUGGGUCGAUUGCAUCGUUUCAGGUCGAUCUGACUGACAUCGAAGAUGUCCUUCAGUUCACGGAGAGAUGGAUCUCUAGCGACAAGAAGUUGCACAUUCUCAUUCACGGCAACUUACAGCCUUGCAUCUCUAGUGACGGGGCGGACUUUCCGGUCUUGUCUGACCCUCGGGAUGCGGAGUCAUUUUUCACCAGGAGUUACCUAGCUUCUCACAUAAUUGAUGAGCGUCUACUUGACGUCUUGGAAAGAAGCAGACCUUCUCGAAUCAUUCACUUUGUGGAUGAUUGCUACAAGAGCGGAGUUUUUAAGGUGGACCUUGAUUUGUUCGAAUACUUGAAGAAUCCGGCGGGAGUUUCUCGUCUUUGGUCCCUAGAUGCUUGCAAAGGUCUUAGAGGAGAUUCACACCUGAUGGUGAUGAUGCACAGCUUCAGGCUGGCGAGAAGCUCGAAGAGUAGCGGAGUUGCAACCCUGAUCGUCAUGAAUGAGGCGAAUUGCGACAUCAUUUCGAGCUCCCCUUUGGCUGACCUUCUGCACGGGGCCUUUGAAAAUGUUGUGAACAACUUCGUCGCAAGUUUUGGGAAAGUCUGGCUGAUGCGAAAGGAGAGAAUACAAGCUCAACUGCAUGCGAGCGUGUCCCCGCUGCUGCACAACGUGUCAGGUCUGAUUUUCACUGCCCAAAGGGCACCGUUUGAAGGAUGCAUGCACUGUGCUGAUGGGCUCUUUCAUCGUUGUCAUCAAUCAAGAUUGCUACGAGUCUUGUGCGGAACUACAAGACCGUUGGGCGAUCAGGCGAUGGACAUCGAUCUGCAGGAAACUCUGCAUCAGCACACGGAAGAAUGGAAGACAAUCAUCGGUCAGAGACAAAUGGAAGCAAAGAAGCAAAAAACGAGAGAACUAGAAGAAACCAAGAAGAUAGAGCAAGCGAAAGCGAAGAUAAGAGAGGAAGAGGAGGCAGCGAGGAGGGCAGCGGAGGAGGCGGAGGCAGAGCGGAGGGCAGCGGAGGAGGCGGAGGCAGCGCGGAGGGCAGCGGAGGAGGCGGAGGCAGCGAGGAGGGCAGCGGAGGAGGCGGAGGCAGAGCGGAGGGCAGCGGAGGAGGCGGAGGCAGAGCGGAGGGCAGCGGAGGAGGCGGAGGCAGCGCGGAGGGCAGCGGAGGAGGCGGAGGCAGCGAGGAGGGCAGCGGAGGAGGCGGAGGCAGAGCGGAGGGCAGCGGAGGAGGCGGAGGCAGCGAGGAGGGCAGCGGAGGAGGCGGAGGCAGAGCGGAGGGCAGCGGAGGAGCAGGUUCAUAGAGCCGAAGAUGAGGAGGCAUUGCGAAAGGCUAGGGACAAGGCAGCGGGUGGGGGAGAGGAGGACGAGGACGAGUGGCUAGCAGUGGAGGCAGAGGCAGAGCGGAGGGCAGCAGCAGCUGAGGCAGCGAGGAGGGCGAGGUUGGAGGCAGCGAGGAGGGGAGCUGCUGGAGAUGAAGAGGAGGAACGUCGUCGUACAGUGGGAUCUAGAGACUCGGAUUCCGAGCUCUGA
This is a messenger RNA of Guillardia theta CCMP2712, 1923 nucleotides long. RefSeq lists its product as hypothetical. The transcript has 2 exons. Lineage: Eukaryota; Cryptophyceae; Pyrenomonadales; Geminigeraceae. The record is from RefSeq and is a predicted model, not a curated record. Bases 1 to 1923 code for a protein of 640 amino acids.